Molecule: messenger RNA, 3217 nt
Organism: Rhipicephalus microplus (southern cattle tick)
Lineage: Eukaryota; Metazoa; Arthropoda; Arachnida; Ixodida; Ixodidae
Product: cationic amino acid transporter 4
Biological process (GO): amino acid transport
Cellular component (GO): plasma membrane
Molecular function (GO): amino acid transmembrane transporter activity
Source: RefSeq, a predicted model, not a curated record
UUCGCCCCGGUAUCAACAUGGACUGGAUCCUUCGCUCGCUUCGCGUCAGCUGCUCGCUGCUACCGCGCUGCCUUCUAACCCGAUAACAAACUGUAAGCUAGAGGCGUGCGACGAAGGAUAGUAGUGUGUUGUUUGUGCGUGUGCGCGCGUUUUAGGAUGUCUUAAAAUCAGAAAACGAAACAACAAGAACGAAAAGUCGAGCAAAAUGGCACGUCGUCGCAACAGCGAGAUACUGUGGUCGUUGAUGACGCGCAUCAAGUCGCCGCACAGUUUUCAGGUGCGCAGGUUUUCUUCAUCCUCCGGAGCCGAGACUGCCAACGGUUCGGCCGGAGGCAAGUCCAAGAGCUCGUCCAAGAAGUCGUCGAACGAAAAGCCGUCCUCGUCGACGUCCAGGACUCCGUCCCGGGCUCGACUGUGCCUGAUAGUGUCGGCGAUCGCGCCCGGUUUGACGUUCGGUGUGUUCGUCGUGGUUGGCAACGCGGCGGCUGUCGUGUCCGCUGGUGCCGUGGUGCCAUCGCUGCUUGUAGCCGCCGUGGCAUCCUUGUUGGCCGGUCUGUGCCUGAUCGAGUUGGUGACGUGGCAGCGCCCCUGUCCGGAUUCGUUGUACGCCUGCCUCUACCGGUGGGCGGGAGAAGCGGCAGCCUUUGCGGCCGGCUGGUUGUCGCUGCUGCACCAGGGAGCCGCCGUCGCUUGCGUGGCGCGUUUGCAGAGCAGCGCCAUCGACGCCCUCAGCGGCGGUGCAUUAGCUAGGGCGUGGCAGGCCCUCGGUGCGUACGACCCCGUAGCCCUGGCUCUGGGCCUGGUGGCGGCCUCUGUGGCAGCCGCACCCAGACUGCUGUCCUCCUCCCGUGAGCCGACGUGGCUGGGCAUGGCCCUCAUCGUGCUGUCGCUGUUGGCGGCGCUCUUCUUCGUCGCCAUGGGAUCCGUGGGGGCGACCGCUGCUCCCGGAAACUCUUGGAGCUUGGCCAUGUUGGUGCUCAGCGACAGCGCACCCACUGGGCUCUUGUCCGGUGCGGCCCUCUGCACAUACGCAUUCAUCGGUCCGCAUACGGCACUGCGGCGCGCUCCCGACAGCCCUCAGCCGUGGCGAGACCUACCCCUGGCACUGGGUCUCAGUACGGCGCUCACGUUCCUGCUCACAUUCGCCAUGGCCGUCGUGGUCACCAUCCAGGCGCGCCACGACACGGCCCGUCCGCUGGCCGCCAUGCUGGCUUCCUGCUCGGCCGAGUGGGCCGGUACCGCCAUGAGCGCCGCCUCACUCCUGGCACUCGUUGGCCUAGCCCUGUACGGACUGCUUCCUUUAGGCGGGGCCGUCAGGUCACUAGCCGCCGACGGACUCCUAUUCCGCGGUCUGGCCAAGACGUCCAACACCGGCCGACCCGUGGGUUCGAUCCUGGCCGCCGGAGCCUUGGCGGCCUUCGCGGCGCUCGUGGCGCCCGUACCCAGGCUCCUGGGCCUCAUGGCUGUCGGGCCUCUGGCCCUAAACACGGCCGUGUGCGUAGCCUUGCUCCUAGCCCGCUACCAUCCGGCCAGCCGGACCGCAUACGACCUAAUAGGCGACGAGUCGCCGCCGGCUAAGGAAGGCUCCGCCACGGGCCACGGCGGCGGUGGCAGCUCGGGACCUGCGUCGUCGACGACUUCCCCAACAUCCUCGGCUUCUUCUUCGUCGUCCGAGGACGAGGAGGACAUCGACGCCCUGGUGCGCGAGUACCGCGAGCGACUACGCGUGGCGGCGCUGACCGACAGACUCGUGGCCGGAAGCGGCGGCAAUUCCCUGCGCGAACCGACGUCGGCGACAGCGCGCCGAGCGGACCUGGCCGUCUCGGGCGUCGUCGCGGCUCUCGUGGUUCUCUCGGCGGCCAUGGAGGUCGGCUCGAGACUCGAGGGUCGGGCGGCCUCCGUCUGCGCCGUGAUAUCGACGUUGUGCGCGAUCGUGGUGGCAGUGCUCCUGGUGCUACUGUCGCGGCAGCCGCAGGCUCAGUUGAGCCUGCUGCACGCGGGAGCGGCCUUCCGCGUGCCUAUGGUGCCCUGGCUGCCCUGCAUCGGGGCCUUUCUCAACGUCUGCCUCCUGAUCGACCUGCUCGUAUCGGCCUGGCUUGUAUUCGUCUGCUGGCUGGCCGUAGGCGUGGCUCUGUACCUGCUGUACGGCAUCCACAGCUCGACGGCCGCCUCGGAGAUCCCGCUGCCAGCAGCGCCUGCGGUGGGCUCGCCCCGGCAGCCAUUGCCGAAGAUCUCGCUGCAGCCGCUGGCGCUGCAACCGCACAGCAUCGUGUCGCACAUAGUGCCCUCUCACCGCAGUCACCCGGGCAGCCAGCGGAGGCUCGCCGAGCUCGACACUGUCUUCAUCCAGCACUGAUCCGGCGAGGCUGCCGCACAUACGCCUCGACAGAGCACAAAACGAAACCGACCCGCUUCGUCACCGGUAAAGAUGACCGGGGCGGUCUUUCUACCUUCCGAGGCCUCGGCAAAAACGUCCUCCGGCUAAAAGACGCCAGGGACGUAAGGACGUACGAGGACCACGCUCCCCGCAGUCCUGGCCGGAGGGGACAACCGACAACGCCAGGAACCCGCUCAGCCUCCCCACGACUGCCUGCCGCCGACCAGCAAUAACCGAGGAGAGCGUACCCCCUCAACGGGGAAGUGGGGGACGCGAAAAGAGGCCGAAUCAUCGUCGUGUUUUCAUGUUUUGCCGUCGCGAACAGUGCCGUCCGAAUAGUGCAUGUACAUUCAUCAUUCGGGCUCUUGGAGGACGACGUCAGUGCAGCGGGACUGCCCCACGGCUACAUACAUAGUCGCGUCGCUCACUAUACACGUUGUAAGACCGUUCGCGCUGUCCCGUCCGAGACAUAAGCACACAGACACACACGGACAAACAUGCAUAUAUGAACACACAAGGUCGUUAUUACAGUUGGAAGUACAGAAAGAUACACAUACACACAACUAGGCGUCGUUAUUACAGUUGUAUGUAAAAGAAAAUGACAAUUUAAGUGAAGGUUCACGAAACGGGGACACAAUCAGACGCGAAGGACAAAGUUCGGUGAUUUCUGAUGAAUGCCGGGACUAUCUAUUUAGCUCUGCAGCUGCGGCGUUCGAAGAGUGUUCCUGAAGUGAGUCAAAACGACAACAAAAAAGGAUGUACGAGAAAGACAGUCGUGCCCUCGUUGUUAUGAGGUCAUCGCGAUGAGAGAGAGAAAAAAGAAAUGCGAGCGCUCGUGCA